AUUAAGAGCAAAUAUGGAUACAGAUAUAAAACCGAUGUACAUACAUGCAAACACAAUCCGCGAGAGGAACGAUAAAGGCGAGUCGUCUGAUGGGAGCGACGUGGAAUGCACAUGCAAAAUGUGUUCGGUGCACACGAACUCAAAAUGUAUUGAACGUAAGAGAAGAAAGAAACACGUGAUUUCAUGGUUGUUGCGUUGGAAUGGAUGUGAUAAAAAUACAAUGUUAUUCGGGUUUAUAAUGUGCUUGACUUUAGUGUUUAUAAUUUAUGUAGCCCAUUUAACUCGUGAGAUAAAUAUAAUUAAAGAAUCGUGUUUAUUCAAUGAUGUAGAUGAACACAUGCUUGAUCGAAAUAUGGAAUCAUUGCUCAUUUCAUUUACUAAAUCGAAAAGACGUAUCAAACGAGGAAUCAAGAAAGAAGCUAGUAAAACUAAAACAUCGCACCGGCACAAAAAGACUUUAAACUUACAUGAAUACUGUCGGAGGAUGCGAGAUCUGUGUGACUUCAAGCGCAUAGCAGGGCCUCCAGGUGAGCCGGUGUUGGUUGGACCCCCCGGGCCGCCCGGGCCUCGGGGGCCAAAGGGUGACAUCGGAGACCCAGGCGAGAGAGGGAUUCCAGGCACGCUAGGUUUCGAUGGACUACCAGGGUCACCAGGGGAAGAUGGUGAACCAGGACCUAAAGGUGACAGGGGGUUGCUUGGCUUCCCAGGACCAAAGGGCGAUACAGGCGACGCUGGCUUACAUGGAGAACGCGGCAUACCUGGACUGCCGGGAGACAGAGGACUUCCUGGAAACUCUGGACCUCCAGGACCAUCAGGUCCUACAGGCCCUGAAGGACCGGAUGGAAGACGUGGGCGGCCUGGCGAUGACGGCAUCAAAGGCACCAAGGGUGACAGGGGCACGGACGGGAUCCCAGGGGUGCCUGGGUUCAAGGGACCGAAGGGGGAUUUAGGGGACAGAGGCCCGCCCGGAUAUGGCAUCAACUGCGUCUGUGAAAAGGGCGAUAAGGGGGAGAAAGGGCAGCGAGGUUUGAUUGGCUUUACGGGUUACAAAGGCGACAGAGGAGACGAAGGCUUGAUAGGAGGAUUAGGUCACAGCACUAAAGGCGAGAUCGGACCACAAGGACCUCCGGGAAUACAGGGACCAAAGGGCAUCAAGGGAGACUGCGAUGUCUGGAACAAGGAACGCCACAGUCUUCGCGUAGUUAAUACAGAUAAGAUAGACGAGCGACCACAACAAGACUAUCGAGCCCCAAAAAAUCCUGGCUCAGAAAAUGCUUCCGGUGCUAGAGGUAAGACUAAGCCUGUCCUACAUUAA
Messenger RNA from Mya arenaria, 1315 nucleotides. Its product is annotated as collagen alpha-1(I) chain-like. NCBI's taxonomy places the organism in Eukaryota, Metazoa, Mollusca, Bivalvia, Myida, Myidae. The record is from RefSeq and is a predicted model, not a curated record. Bases 14 to 1315 code for a protein of 433 amino acids. The transcript has 10 exons.